AUGGCGAGUGCAUCCCCGCAGGUGCGGGCCAGCGCGUCGCCCACCCAGAGCUUGCUACCUCUUGACAAGGUCUUCUCCAUCCAGAUUGGAACGGAGCUGUUCCGGUUGUCGGGAGCUUCAGUCGCCUCCGAUGCCCCGUCGUACUUCUCCAAGUUCUUCGAAGAGCAAUUAUGUCAGAGCAGCGAUGGCUCCAAUAUCCGGACGUUAUACAUCGAUCGUGAUCCCGCCACCUUUCAGCAGAUCGCCCGACACUUGCAAGGUUACCAUGUUCAACCCAGGGAUGGGUCCGAGUAUGUCAAGCUGUUCGCCGACGCUCAAUUCUACAGCUUACCACGGCUGAUUUCGCAACUGUUCGAAUCCGAGAUUUUCAUCCAAAUCGGCGACCGAAAUUUCCAGAUUCCCCGCGACCUCUUUAAUGGCCAGGGCGACUCCCCCAACUUCUUUUCCCUCGGGUUCGCGGCCUUCUUUGCCUCAAAAAAUCAGAUCUUUCCGGGAUUAGACCGUCAUGGCCUCCUCCGACCCCCCGCGAUCACCCCCACCAGCGUGCCCAGCCGGUCGGGUGAGGUCUUCGCCCAGAUCCUACACCUUCUGCGCGGGUACCCGCUCCACAUCAAGAAUCGAGAGCACCGCGAGGAACUCCUGCGGGAUUGCACAUACUAUCAUUUGCGCGGCUUGGAACAAAGGCUCAUACCCCACGACAUCAGCUUCAAUCCCUUCCUCCGGUCGUCCGAAAUCGUCAUUGGCCUCGACCACGUACGCCGCUCAGGCCUGCAGGUCCCACCACUGUCCAGUGGAGGUGGCUGGGUGACAUAUUCGCGGCCGUACACGGACGACAAAACACAUGACCUGAUUCUGGAGAUUGGCGGUCAAAGCACGGUCGUAGAUCUCCAUCUGAUGAACGCCUGGUUUUUCAAUACGGCCAAGAUGCGUGUCGCCACGUUGCUACGGGUCGUGGCAGAUCAGCUACGGGAGCAAACUCAAGGCACGGGCCAAAGGGGCGGUGCAAGCAGCGAGACAUCCCCUCAUGACCGUGGGGUCCGCGUCCGCCUCGACCCGGGCAUAGAUCUGACUAUCAACGGGCAAGCGGUCCCCCUCGCCGAUGUCUGGACUAGCCCCGACCAAGAGAACCCUGCUAAGCGCAGGCGCACUGAAGAGGGAGCUGCCACCCGUUCUCCAUCUAUCUGGCAUGUCUCCAAGGGACAGUGGCGUCUUCAUGUGCAGCGGGGUGCUCCCCAGAGUGAGCCGGAGUUUCUUUUGGUCGCGGUCAAGUUGGACGUUUAUAGCGAGGAAAGGAUGCGAAAUCGAGCUCGACCAUUUCUUGGGCCUUGA
This is a messenger RNA of Aspergillus candidus, 1329 nucleotides long. RefSeq lists its product as uncharacterized. The transcript is spliced from 4 exons. The record is from RefSeq and is a predicted model, not a curated record. Lineage: Eukaryota; Fungi; Ascomycota; Eurotiomycetes; Eurotiales; Aspergillaceae. Bases 1 to 1329 code for a protein of 442 amino acids. Gene Ontology annotation, biological process: protein homooligomerization.